CGGUCGCGAGAGGCGUGCGGGGGACCCUGACUAGGGAAUCCAGCUCCGGGCGGCCCCACCAGACCGGGACUCAGAGGCGCGGGAGCCUGGAGAUGAGCAGCGAUGAUUCCUCUCUUAUGGCUGGGAUCAUUUACUAUAGCCAGGAGCAGUACUUCCGUCACGUGCAGCAGGCCGCAGCCUCGGGCCUGGAAAAAUUCAGCAAUGACCCUGUCCUACAGUUCUUUAAAAUCUAUGGGAUCCUCAGGGAAGAGCACAUCCAGGAUGCCAUUAGCAACCUGGAGAGUAUCCGGAAUCAUCCAGACGUGUCCUUGUGCUCCAUCAUGGCCCUCAUUUAUGCUCACAAGUGCUGUGAAACCCUUGACCGAGAAGCCAUUCAGGAGCUGGAAAGCAGCCUGAAGGAAAUCCGCAAGACAGCCAGCGCAAUGGCCAUGUACUACGCGGGCCUCUUCCUCUGGCUCAUGGGGCGCCACGACAAGGCCAGGGAGUACGUCGACCGCACCCUGAAGCUCUCCAGCAGCUCCAGAGAGGGCUAUGUGCUCCGAGGUUGGGUGGACCUCACCUCAGACAAGCCCCAUACCCUGAAGAAAUCCAUCAAGUACCUAGAACAAGGACUGCAGGACGGCAAAGAUGUGCUGGGGCUGAUGGGAAAGGCGACCUACUUCAUGUUGCAGCAGAACUACUCGGGGGCACUGGAGGUGGUGAACCAGAUCACUGUCACCUCGGGGAGCUUCCUGCCUGCCCUGGUCCUAAAAAUGCGGCUGUUCUUGGCUCGGCAGGACUGGGAGCAGACAGUCGAAAUGGGACACAGAAUUCUAGAAAAUGAUGAGUAUAAUAUCGAUGCCUACCAAAUCCUAGCCAUGCAUGAGCUUGCAAGAGAAGGAAACAUGACCACAGCUACCAACCAUGUUAGAAAUCUGAUUAAGGCACUGGAGACAAGGGAGCCUCAAAAUCCAAGCCUCCAUCUUAAAAAAAUUCUUGUGAUUAGCAGGCUGUGUGGGAAACACCAGGCGAUUCUCCGGCUGGUGUGCCCCUUCAUGGAGCGUGCAUUCGUGGCCACACCCUCCUAUGCCCAUGUGGCCACAGAGCUGGGCUACCUCUUCAUCCUGCACGACCAAGUGAGGGAGGCGUCUCAGUGGUACUCGGAGGCCAUGAAACUGGACGGGAGCAGUGUGGCUGCCUUAACAGGGCUCAUCUGGUGCCAGAUCCUGGACGGCCACCUGGAAGAGGCAGAGCACCAGCUGGAAUUCCUGAAGGAGGUGCAGCAGUCCCUCGGGAAGUCUGAGGUGCUGCUUUUCCUCCAGGCCCUCCUGGCAUCCCGCAAGCACAAGGGAGAGCAGGAAGCCACUGCCCUCCUGAAGGAGGUCGCAGAGCUGCACUUCUCCAGCAUGCAGGGCCUCCCCCUAGGCUCUGAGUACUUCGAAAGACUGGACCCCCACUUCCUGGUCUGCCUCGCCAAGGAGUACUUGUUCUUCUGCCCCAAGCAGCCCCGGUCACCAGGCCAGAUUGUGUCUCCGCUUCUUAAACAAGUCGCCAUGAUCCUGGCUCCUGUAAUCAAAGCAGCACCAGCGCUGAUCGACCCCCUGUAUGUGAUGGCUCAGGUCAAGUACCUCUCAGGAGAGUUAGAGAAUGCCCAGAGCACCCUGCAGCGCUGCCUGGAGCUGGACCCUACCUCCGUGGAUGCCCACCUCCUCAUGUCCCACAUCUACCUGGCACAGGGCAAUUUCGCCAUGUGUUCCCACUGCUUAGAGCUAGGCGUCAGCCACAACUUCCAGGUCCGAGACCAUCCCCUCUACCACUAUAUCAAGGCCAGGGCCCUCAACAAGUCUGGGGACUAUCCAGAAGCCAUAAAGACCCUGAAAAUGAUCAUAAAAUUGCCAACUCGGAAGACAGAAGAAGGCAAGAAGUUCCGCGGGCCCUCCGUACAGCCCAGCGAGCGGGUGUCCAUCUUACUGGAACUGGCAGAUGCCCUCCGGAUGAAUGGGGAGCUGCAUGAGGCCACUAAGGUCAUGCAGGACGCCAUCAAUGAGUUCAGCGGCACACCAGAGGAGAUCCGCAUCACCAUCGCCAACGUGGACUUGGCCCUGAGCAAGGGGAAUGUGGACAUGGCACUGAGCAUGCUGAGGAACAUCACGCCCAAGCAGCCCUGCUACACAGAAGCCAAGGAGAAGAUGGCCAACAUCUACCUGCAGACCCGCAAAGACACCCGCCUCUACAUAGGCUGUUACCGGGAGCUCUGUGAACAUCUGCCUGGUCCCCACACCAGCCUGCUAUUAGGUGAUGCUUUCAUGAACAUUCAGGAGCCUGAGAAGGCCUUGGAGGUUUAUGAUGAGGCCUAUAGAAAGAACCCACACGAUGCAUCCCUCGUCAGCAGGAUUGGGCAAGCCUAUGUGAAAACCCACCAGUACACCAAGGCAAUUAAUUAUUAUGAGGCCGCCCAGAAGAUCAGUGGACAGGACUUUCUGUGCUGUGAUCUGGCUGAGCUGCUCCUGAAGUUAAAGAAAUUCAACAAGGCAGAGAAAGUUCUGAAACAAGCACUGGAACAUGACUCUGUCAAGGACAUCCCAUCCAUGAUGAAUGAUGUCAAGUGCUUGCUUUUGCUGGCAAAGGUUUAUAAGAGUCAUAAAAAAGAAGACGUGAUGGGAACUUUGAACGAGGCCAUGGACCUCCAGUCUCGGAUACUGAAGCGUGUUCCACUGGAGCAACCAGAAAUGAUCCCCUCCCAGAAGCAACUGGCAGCCUCCAUCUGUGUCCAGUUUGGGGAGCACUACCUGGCAGAGAAGGAGUUUGCCAAGGCAGUGCGUUCUUAUAAGGAUGCCCUCUUCUACUCGCCUGUUGACAAUAAGGUGGUGCUGGAGCUGGCGCGGCUCUUCCUGCUGCAGGGACAGCUGGACCUGUGUGAGCAGCACUGUGCCAUCCUCCUACAGUCUGAGGAGCACCACGAGACUGCCUCUGUGAUGAUGGCUGACCUGAUGUUUAGAAAACAGAAAUAUGAAGCUGCUGUCGAUCUCUACCACCAAGUCCUGGAGAAAGCACCAGACAAUUUUUUGGUACUGAAUAAACUAAUUGAUCUGCUAUGGAGAAGUGGCAGACUUGAAGAUGCCCCUGCCUUCUUUGAAUUGGCCAAGAAGAUGUCCAGCCGCAUUCCUUUGGAGCCAGGCUUCAACUACUGCAGAGGCAUCUACUGCUGGCACAUAGGGCAACCCAACGAAGCACUGAAGUUCCUAAACAAAGCGCGCAAGGACAGCUCGUGGGGCCAGAGUGCCACCUACUACAUGGUGCAGAUCUGUCUGAACCCAGACAACGAGAUCGUGGGCGGAGAGGCUUUUGAGAACCUGGUGGCUGAGAGCAACCCCACCGACAGGAAGGGCUCAGAACAGCAUGGUGUGCGCACCGCGGAGAAGCUGCUGCGUGAGUUCUACCCGCACUCGGCCCAGUGCCAGACCCAGCUGCGACUGCUGCAGAGUCUCUGCCUGCUGGCCACCAGGGAGAAGGCCAACGUGGAGGUGGCGCUGGGCACCUUCAUCGAGAUGGCGCAGGCCGAGAAGGAGAGCGUCCCCGCCCUGUUGGCCAUGGCACAGGCCUACGCGCUGCUGAAGCAGGUCCCCAAGGCGCGCACGCAGCUGAAGCGUCUGGCCAAGGCCCCGUGGGCGCUGGAGGAGGCCGAGAACCUGGAGAAGAGCUGGCUCCUACUGGCAGACCUGUACUGCCAGGGCGGCAAGUUCGACCUGGCGUCGGAGCUGCUGCGGCGCUGCGUGCAGUACAACAAGUCCUGCUGCAAGGCCUAUGAGUACAUGGGCUUCAUCAUGGAGAAGGAGCAGUCCUACAAAGAUGCAGCCACCAACUACGAGCUGGCCUGGAAGUACAGUCAUCAGGCCAACCCUGGCAUUGGCUUCAAACUCGCUUUCAACUACUUGAAGGACAAGAGAUUUGUGGAGGCCAUUGAAGUCUGCCACCAUGUAAGCCAUUGUUCUCAGAGAGCAUCCUAAUUACCCCCAGAUCAGAGAAGAAAUUUUGGAAAAGGCCCAAGGGUCUCUGAGGCCCUAGCUGUGGUCAGUGGGAGCCAGGGUGGGUGGAAGCCAUCAAGCUACAGAAGUUUCUUGGAGGCGUUGGGAAGUGGGGCGGGGGAGAAGAGAUUCAGAAAAUGACAUAUUCUUACCCAUUUCUCUAUUGUGUGUGGUUUAUUUGAAUCAUGCCUCAUCUGGUCUAAGGGCAUCCCAAAGCUUUGUGUUUUUAAGGCACAAGAGGCACUUUUGCUCUGAGGAGAAGAGAGAUCCACCAGCUUAACUUAUGCUGGGCUCACU
Molecule: messenger RNA, 4301 nt
Organism: Lontra canadensis (Northern American river otter)
Lineage: Eukaryota; Metazoa; Chordata; Mammalia; Carnivora; Mustelidae
Gene: TTC21A
Product: tetratricopeptide repeat domain 21A
Exons: 29
Coding region: 93-3986 (1297 amino acids)
Biological process (GO): intraciliary retrograde transport; protein localization to cilium
Cellular component (GO): intraciliary transport particle A
Molecular function (GO): protein binding
Source: RefSeq, a predicted model, not a curated record